AUGAACGGGGAUGGCGAUGGCGGUGGCAGUGGCAGCGGUAGCGCCAGCGCCUUUGCCAGCGGUGCGGCCACGCCCUCGUCACAGCAAGACGCAGGCCAUCGUCCAGGGACGCCUUCUCGCACCGCCUCCAACCUACGCAACGAGAUCGGCAGCCCCACCAGCACCGGCUCAGAGAACGGGUACGACUCGCAAUCAAUCAACGACGGCUUCGCGCCUGGCAUCCUCGCCUCGAGGCUCGGGCGCAGCCUGGUGGGCGCCGGCGUCGGCAGCUCCCUCAGCCUGACCGGCUCCGGUACCAGCUCGCCCAGCCUCUCCAUGACCGGCUUCAACGCCAUCUCGACCGUGCUCAACAACCCUUCGAAACGCCAGCAUACGAUCGACCCCAAGUCAUCCCGCUUCCCACCUCUGACGCCCACCCCACACGUCCUGUCGGACAUUCCCAAGGCCAAAAAGUCCGACAUCGAGGGCUACCUCUCCAGCGUCCGGCCAGAAUGGGACCGCUUCAUGCGGAACCAGAAGCUCGGCAGGCAGGGGAGGGCGACCGUCGGCGAGAGGCACGACGGCGAGGGCGACGGAGAUGGCGACGACAGCGUCGGCGGACCCGCCUCGGCCCCGGCGGCGGCCAAGCGGCGUGGCCACCGUACCCGUGGCAGCGUCGCUUCCCUCUCGGCCGACCUCCGAGCGCAGCCAGUGGUGGCCCCCGAGAAGCGGCUGCCUCCGCUCAGCGCGGUACCCCAAGUCUUCUUCUCCGAGGACUUCGAUCUCGGCAACCCAUACACUUUCGAUCUGGUCACCGAGCGGCACAAGGCGACGACGACCUCGGGCGGCGGCAAUGGUGCCGCGGCGCCCAGCUACGACGUCGCACUCAACCAGAUGCUACAGGAGAAGCUGAGCUACUACUCGGACGUGAUCGAGCAGCACCUCGUCAUCGAGAUCGGCACGCAGUCGUCCUCGUUCUUCGCCGCGCUGGGCAACCUCAAGGAGCUCAACGCAGAGGCUGAAAGCUGCCUCGAGCGGAUCGGACACCUCAAGUCGGAGCUGGUCCACAUCGACGAAGACCAGGCCAAGGCGGGGCUGCGCGUGGUGCGGGAGCAGGAGCGCCGGCGGCAACUGCACAGCAAGCGCAAGGCCAUCGAGAGCGUGCGCGAGGUCAUCGAGCGGCGCGAUCUGGCCCGCCUGCUGGUGCAGCAGGGCGAGACCGAGGAGGCCCUCGAGAUCAUCGAUGGUGUGCGCAGCGUUCUCUCGGCCGACCCCGCCGCCGAUGCGGCGCGACCAAGCCUCCGGUUCACCGACCUUCGUUCGCUCUCCUACAUCUUGCCAGAGCUGCGAGAGCUCGAGUCGAGCCUCUCUGGAUCGCUACAGCGCGACUUGGUUGCGAUCCUCGCCGACGACCUGGCCGAGCGCGUGCGCCCGACCUCGGAGGGCGACGGCACCGGGCGGGAUGACUACUUUGCCGAGAGCCUCGUCCCGAGCCGCUCGGCCGGAAGCCCGCUCUCGCCGGCUGCGAGCACCUCACUCCCCUCUUUCGUCAGGCCGCCCUCCUCGCCGUUCGGCAACGCGGCCAAGCCGCUGUCAGAUCCCGACUCUCGGCUCAAGUCCCGCAUAGCUCCGCUCAUCGGCGGCCUCGUCCGUACGAGCGGCAUCGAUGGUCUGCCCGCCGCUUACAGGGAAGCCGCGCUGCGGGCGGUCAAGGAAACCUGGCGUUCCAGACUCGGCGACGACGGCGAGGAGUGGGCCGAGCUCGCGGCGCUCCUCGAGACCGACGAUCCGUCCAAGAACGACCUGGUCGGCGCACCCGAGGUGGUCGUCCGCUUUCGCGACAUCGAGCACCAGGCGUUCCUCUCGCUCGGUCGGAAGCUGCUCGACGCGCUGCUCAGGUGCCUCAAGGGCAUCGAUUCGCAGGCCAAGCUCGUCAUCCGCAUCCUCGACGAGUACCACGCGUCCGGCAGCGGCGACCGCGAUGCAGCACCGCGGAGCAGCACCGACCAGGCUGUCGACGCCGCGCCUACGAUGCCAGACGGCGUGUCGGCAACGCUACCGACGACGAUGGCCGAUAUCGUGACCGCGAGCACGGAGCUGUCGCACGUGCUUACGGCUCGCCUGAUUUCGGUCCGGUCCAGCACGCACGCUGCCAUGGACCUGGCGCCAUUCCUCGCCGUAUUCCAGCUCUGCUGGUCCUACGUGCUCUCGUCGGAGCUCGUCUGCCGGAGGAUGAUAGUGGGCCUGCGCGGCUCCGUGCUCAGCCAGGCCAAGGGAUUCCUCUCGCAGUUCCACCGCAAGCGGAUCGAGAGGGCCGCCAAGGCGGUCGAGGAGGAGACGUGGGCGCAGUCCGACGUCGGUGCCGAUGUGCAGCGGCAGGUGCGGCUGAUUGUCGAGAGCGCCGUCGAGGAUCCGGCCGCCUUCGUCGUGAGCAGCGAGCUCGCACGCGGCUCGAUCGACGCUGCACGCGGUUCCGCCGGCGCUGGGACUGCGACAGGCGGUGCGGACGCGGCAGACGCCGAUGCAGCACCGCAGCCCGCGCAAGGCAGCAAGGCGCUCGAGAUCGAAGACCGCUCCUACUUUGUCGUCUCGGCCAGCCUCGACGUGCUUAAGUUGCUCGCGGACUACCUCCGCGUCAUCAUUAACCUGCCGCUGCUGACCACCGAGGCCAUGGGCCGCGUCGUCGAGUUCCUCAAGCAGUUCAACUCGCGCACCUGCCAGGUGGUGCUGGGCGCCGGCGCCAUGCGUUCGGCGGGCCUCAAGAACAUCACCGCCAAGCACCUGGCGCUCGCAUCCCAGUCGCUGUCGAUCAUGAUCUCGCUGAUCCCCUACAUCCGCGAGACUGUGCGCCGCCACCUCAGCCCCAAGCAGGCAGUGAUGCUGACCGAGUUCGACAAGCUUCGCCGCGACUUCCAGGAGCACCAGUACGAGAUCCACGCCAAGCUGGUCGCCAUCAUGAGUGAUCGCCUGACGGUCCACUGCCGCGCCCUCGGCUCGGUCGAUUGGAACGCGCCACUGCCUGGCGACGGAGACGACGGCGAUGGCGAAGCGACGCCCGAGGCCAACAAGUACGCGGCCGACCUGGUCAAGGAGACGGCGACGCUGCACAAGGUGCUCUCAAAGUACCUCCAGCCUCCCGUCGUCGAGCACGUCAUCGGCCAGGUGCUCAAGGCCAUCGACGCCCGCAUCGCCGCCGAGCUCGACAAGGUCGACGUCCAGACGCGGGCGGCUCGACGCCGCAUCGAAGAGGACAUCGGCCUGCUCAAGACGAAGCUGUCGGCGCUCAAACACGUCGAAUGGCAGGGAGAGCAACUUGACGCCAUCCUCGAGAAGAAGCAGGUCCAUGCUGCCACUCAGCGAACCAGCGCCGAUGGCAGCAGCGGCAAAGAGGCGGUCUCGUUGGCCGCCGAGGCGCAGCAGCCGGCCCCGCAGCACGCCUACAAGGCCCGCAUCCCAUCUCUGUUCACCCGCAGGCAGCAGCAGCAGCACCAGCAGAACCAGCAACAGCAACAGCAGCAGCAACAACAGCAACAUCACCAGCAGCAACAGCAGCAGCAGAACUCGGCUGCCCGCUCCUCUGCCGACUCGACCCCCUCGUUGACCACGCUUCAGGCUCGGGCAUCGCAAGAAAGCACGCCGCGGUCCAGCAUGCAGGAUAUUGUGGUGCCGCCGGUACCGAACAAGGACGCAGAAGCCCAGCCCGCAGCAGUCGACGACGCCGAAGCGCCUCCUCCCACACCGCCGGCGAAGUCACUGUCUGCUGAACGGGCAUCUGAUGAGUCCACAGCCGGAGUCGGGGAGCCUGCUCAGCAGCAGCAGCAGCAGCAGCAGCAAGCUGACGAGACGGAGGCUUCGUCCGAGCAGGCUUCGGCGUCUUUGCACACCGCUGAGCGGUCUAGCCAGGACAAGGGGGGCGACGUUGACGCUGGUGCGAAGGAAGGCGAUAAUCAGGAGGAGCAGGCGAAGUCGAACGACGCCGAGACGAGUAAAGCAGCGAUUCCUGCGCUGGCCACGACUGCCGAGGCCGCCGCGACGGAGGCCCCAGCGGCUCCACGAACGUCGGGCGAGUCUGCGCCAACAGUCGCCGACCUGCCUAGGCAGACUAGUCCGAGUCAAGCAACCGAACCGUCACCGGCGAGUCCGCGACAGUCGGCCACCAAGCCAGAACCAUCGUCGGCCUUUGCAUCCCCCGUCAAGAGCGGAGCAUCGACGCCGGUCGCAUCGACCAACAACACGCCGUCGAAGCCGGGGCGGAUGUCGCUCAAGGAACGGCUUGCCGAGGCGGCGCGGAAGAGGUCGAUGGCACAGCAAGCCCCCGCAGCUGCCGCGCCGGAGCCUGCGCCUGCAAAGCCCUCUCCGGCAGCAGCUGCUACCGGUGUAGCCGCCGAAACCAAGGCCGGAGACGCGGACCAGGCCCAAGAUGAAGGCGCGAAGCCAUCAGAGGUCGCAAAGCAGUCGAAGGACGCGUCAGCCAUGCUUCCGUCGCAGGAAACGGCUGUUGCUGCCGCGCCUCGGGACGAGGAGAUCAAGCUGGCGCCCUCUGAGGCCGAAUCGGCACCAGGUGUGACACAGCAGCCCGAGGCCAUGCCAGAAGCACAGCAAGAGGGGUCCGCUGCCCUUCCGAGCAGUGCUCGGGCCGAGAUGGCUGCACCUGUUGCACCAGAGGCACCAGCACCCGAGCCAGCUGCUCCGACUGCGGACGUCGUUCCGAGCGCCCUCGGCGCAGAAGAGGAAAGCAAGCAUCCGGCGGGGUCCACGGACUCGGCAGACGCCCAGGCCACCAAACUCGAUGCGUCGUCCUCCGGGGCGCAGCAGCCCACGGCCACCAGCAUCGAAAUCGAGGCGCAGGAAGCGACGGUAUCGGCCCAAGUCGACGAGUCUGUUACUAAAGCUGGCUCGACGGCGCCAGAAACAGAGGCUCUAUCGAGCGAAGCCCCCGAGCAAGCGACCGAGGCACAGGCAUCGACUACGGCAGCGCUGGAGGAAUUGGACAUGCCGCCGCCUGCUGCCUCACGAGCCGACGACGCCGGAGAGGAAACCGAUGCUGCUGCCGUUGGAGCCCCAUCCGCGGAAGCUCAAGACGAGCCGCCGGCCGCCGAUGAGGGAGGGGCCGAUGAGGUUUCGACGCCGAUCCUGUCGGGCACUGCGACGCCCGACGUGGAAGAGAGCGUCAAGGGCGACGGCGACGACGACGAUGGAGAGGCCGACGCCAAGCAAGGCACUGGAACUCCCAAGACGCCGGGCAAGAAGAAGAAGAAGAAGAACAAGAAGAAGAAGUGA
Molecule: messenger RNA, 5259 nt
Organism: Pseudozyma flocculosa PF-1
Lineage: Eukaryota; Fungi; Basidiomycota; Ustilaginomycetes; Ustilaginales; Ustilaginaceae
Exons: 3
Coding region: 1-5259 (1752 amino acids)
Biological process (GO): retrograde transport, endosome to Golgi; Golgi to vacuole transport
Cellular component (GO): GARP complex
Molecular function (GO): syntaxin binding
Source: RefSeq, a predicted model, not a curated record